Molecule: messenger RNA, 4999 nt
Organism: Trichoplusia ni (cabbage looper)
Lineage: Eukaryota; Metazoa; Arthropoda; Insecta; Lepidoptera; Noctuidae
Product: protein fem-1 homolog CG6966
Exons: 11
Coding region: 1291-3279 (662 amino acids)
Biological process (GO): ubiquitin-dependent protein catabolic process
Cellular component (GO): ubiquitin ligase complex
Molecular function (GO): protein binding
Source: RefSeq, a predicted model, not a curated record
UUACGUAAGCUGACGUAUAUUUUUACCUUACCGUUUUUUAAUUUGAGUAUAAUAAUCCAUAUAAUAUAUUAAGCUAGCCAAAUGGUUCUUUCAAAACAACACUUGCGAGAAAUUUUAAUUUAGAGGUUGUCGACCUCCUAUCUGAGUUCAUUAUAAAGUUGCAAUGACCGUGAUACCACACAAGGCAGUGCAUAUUUUGCUAUAAAAUAACUGUAACUACAAAUUUCAAGCAAUAGAGGCACUAAAAAAAGUCAUUUAAUGGUCUGCAUUAGCCGAGUUUAUGAUGAUCAUGAAUGUUCCUGAUAUGAGCCUUACUAUUGUAUAAAGUAAUAUUACUGGAGUCAUUUCACCUGAGCUCAAUUCAUUUGUGACACAAAAAUAACGCUGUGCUAAAGAAAACAAGAUUUUUCUUCUGAGCUUUCAUCUUGUUUUUGGUGGAAAUUCCCUCCGGCCUAGAAAUUGGAACAUAAAUAAAUGGGGGAAUCCGGAAAUAUGACUCACAUUCUCGAUGUCGUUUCAUUUUGUGUUGAGAUAAUUAAAUUGUUACUUUCCUUUUAUACGAUUUCUUUCUCAACGUAUUUUCGAUGUGAUAACUUUCUAAUUACUUAAAAAAAGCAAUAACAAAGUUAAAUAUGUAUAAUUCUCUGAGAAAAAUAAUGAUUCACGAAAAAUGAUCCACUUACGCUGUUACGUAAACCCAAUACAAAAACAUUUUCUAAUUGAAUUGUUUGCUCACCUUAAUUUAAUGAACCGGUUACCUAGUUUAAUAUUUAACAAUUCGCUACUCUGCUUAUUUGCAUAUCGAUUCAAAGCGUAGAUCAUCCGAAAAACCAAUUGCUACGCGCCGUUGCAGCAUUGGAAAGGCAAAAGCUUGUUGUGUAACAGUUUUAUUGUGUAAGUGUUCGGUGAAAGAAGUGGUCCCACCAAUAGCAGCUGCAGUAUUGCAUACGGCAUGACCACGAGCGGUCGGCUCGGCGUCCACUCGCACCGCGAACCACGGCUCUUGUGAUAUCAACAAAUCGCUGAUUAAACUAAAGUUUAAUACGCUUGUGCAACCCGCCGACUUGGAUCUGUUUUGUGUGCGAAUGAUUUCAUGUAUGACUUUUGAUUGAGUGCUUUUUUUAUUACUACUUUAGAUUAUAUUUCCGUCACACACUUCAAGUUUGACGUCUUCGAGUGUUUGAGUUUAAAAUUAUGGUAGACGCGUAGGCUGGAAUGUGCAAACAAGUGACGUUAUUUAAUUUCCGGGUUUGUGGUUUAAAGUGUUGAAUUGUGAUGUUUUGAUGCAAAAUGUCUGCUGGUAUGUGGGAUCUGAUGCCAAUGAGGAACCGGUGGAUUGAGACGCUGAGGCACUGCGGCAAGACGCUGCUGCGGCGGCAGCGGCGCUUGCUCAGGAGACUGAAGAAGGCGUACCUACACAGUUGGCGCUCUGCUGACGAGCUGAACAUGUUGGUGGGUGCGAAGGUCGGCGGCGCCACUCCUCUGGUGAUCGCCUGCAGAAAUGGACACUACGACGUCGCCGAAUACCUCAUAGAAAGAUGCAAAGCAGACAUAGAACAGCCUGGAUCAGUAACAUUCGACGGCGAGACCAUAGAGGGUGCGCCGCCGCUGUGGUGCGCGGCGGCCGCCGGUCACCUCCCCCUCGUCAAGCUGCUGGUGCGGGCCGGCGCCAACGUCAACUCUACGACCAGGACACACAGCACGCCCCUCAGGGCCGCCUGCUUCGACGGACAUUUUGAUAUUGUUAAGUUCCUAAUUGAAAAUGGCGCCGAUAUAGAAAUAGCAAAUCGUCACGGACACACAUGUCUUAUGAUCGCCUGCUAUAAGGGUCACAUUAGAAUCGCCAAAUACCUAUUAUCUUUAAAUGCUGACGUCAACAGAAAAAGUGUAAAAGGCAACACAGCGUUACACGACUGCGCAGAAAGCGGCUCGCUACACAUACUGAAGAUGCUGUUAGGACAUGGAGCUACUAUGGACGUUGAUUCGUACGGUAUGACGCCACUCCUAGCAGCAUCAGUGACAGGCCACACACACAUAGUCGAGCACCUAAUAAACGUAGAAUACGGGCUUGUGACGCGACAGCAACGGAUCGACGCGUUGGAACUGCUGGGAGCCACGUACGUCGAUAAGAGACGAGACAUGGUCGGCGCCCUGGCGUUGUGGAAACGUGCCAUGGACGACAGGUUUCCAACGGACGGUAGUGAACCAAUUCCUAAACCAAAGGACAUCCCUCGCAUAGAAGCAUACGACUACGCAGUGGAACCGAGCAAUGCGCAGCAACUAGAAGAAAUACUUGCCGACCCCGAUGCCAUGAGGAUGCAAGCUUUAGUUAUAAGAGAGAGGAUUUUAGGGCCGGCGCACCCGGACACGUCGUACUACGUGCGCUACCGCGGCGCGGUGUACGCGGACGCGGGCCGCUUCGCGCGCUGCCGCCAGCUGUGGCACCACGCGCUGGACAUGCAGCGCGCCGUGCUGCCGCCGCUGUCGCCGCUCACGCAGUCCAGCCUCUACAGCUUCGCCGAGCUCUUCUCCUACAUGCUGGCCGAGCGCGCGCGGCCCCCGCUCAGAGGUCGCAUUGUCCCACCAGUAACAUUCGAAGAUAUCGAUCCAGUAUUCAGGAAGGCGUUGUCAGAGGUCGACAGGGGCAUGGAACUCCUCGACUCGAAGCUCAGUAUCGACCGGGAGCAGACCCUGAGCACCUUACAGAGGGUACUGGUCAUCUCACUGCACCUCGCCGCGCUCAUGGCCAGGCUAUUAGACGAUCCGGAAUGUACGGAGGAAGUAUCGAGAAAGAUCCAUAAGGCUGUGUACUCACUUGUUAAGUUAGAUAUUAAGGUCCGGCAGGGGCGCGGCGCGCUGCACGUGGCGGUGAGCACGGAGGGCGGGCGCGGGCGCGGCGCGCGCGCGUGGCCCGGCGCCGCCGCCGACGCCGCCGUGCCCGCGCCGCUCGUGGCGCUCAUGCUGCGCCUCGGCGCCAAGCCCGACGCGCGCGACGCCGACGGGAACACGCCGCUGCAUCUCGUCUGCAAGCUGAACCCGUGCCCGGCGGACGUGGUCCGCGCGCUGCUGGCCCACGGCGCGCACAUCGACACGGUGAACUACGAGGGCGACACGGCCGAGCAGCUGCUGAAGGCGUCGCAGCAGAGCCUGGCCGACAUCGUCAACCCGCUGCGCUACACCACGCUCAAGUGCCUGGCGGCGCGCACCGUCAAGAACUACCGCCUGCCCUACCGCCACGCCGUCCCGCACUGCCUGCACUCCACCAUCAUCACGCACUGAACGCGCUCACUCGGUACCGCUCCGAUGCAGGUCGAGGUCUUCGAGCUCUCCGCUCGAUACGAUACACGACACCAAGGUUCAAAACCUAAUUCCUAAUUUCUCAUUUAUUUUUGGAAUUGAUGGCGUUCGAUACGUCACGGACGUGCGCCUGAAUUGGCGGACAAUUGAUUUUGAGACUUGUAGUUUGUUAAAAUCGUUAUUUUAGCAUUUUAGAUUGGAAUGAUCAGUGUAUAUUUUAGGAUCUUUUUGAGGCUACAUUAUAUUAUUGUUUAAUGUUCGUAAUAUCGCCAGAUUGAUACCUUUAUUUGAACUGCCAUAUAAAUAGACUAAUAAGGCAAGGUAUGGGUUUAUUCUAAAAUAAAAUUUCAUCAUGCUGAGAUGUGAAAAUGAACAUUAAAAUGUGUUACUUGAGCCGUGUCUGACUCGAGAGGCGAGUUAGUAUGUAACGUGAUGUAUGGAUAAUGUUAUGAUGUCUGUUUUAGCAUAAACUUGGUGAUAGUACGAUUUCUAUUCAGUAUUUUAAAAAUGGGUAGCUCAGCUUAAAGCGGAAUUUAUAUUAAAUAUGUAUUAUUCACUGUGUAGUAGUAUAAAACUUAUAAUUCUGUGAAUUUUUAUUUUAUACUUAUAUUUUCUUUGUGAUUCCUUCUCAUAGUUUAUAAUAUUUUCAAAUCUAUGAAUUAUUGUAUCAUAUUGAUUAUUUUAUAGAUGUUUUGUCCGAUGAGCGUACAUUAAAGGAUCGUAUUAUUUUUGUAUGUGUCAAAAGUUAAAAUUGUAACGUCCUUAUAAUAAUUGGUAGUUGUUAUGGUAUAUAGAAAUUAAAUUUCAGUGCUGUGCCGUACGUGAUUUGAGUAGAUAUAAUUAUGUACAUUGGAAUAAGUAAAAAAAUAUGUUUUAAUAUAUAAUUUAUAUAUUUGUAACUGUAAAUUACUGUUGGGCAAUACAAUCGGGUGAAAGGGAGUUUUAAAUGUAAUUAAUGUGGCCGUUGCUUGUUCAAUAGAUCAUUCGAAUGUCACAAAUGUUUUAAUUUAUCAUUUCAUAUUUUAGAGCUCAAAAUCAUUUUAUAAUAUUUUUAUGGAUUUCGUGACAACGUGCAUAAAUAUAUCAGUAAUAUAUUCGUCAUCAUAUGAGAGUAGAUAAUAUAGCUAGGACUGUUACGUACAGUUGAAGUAAAUCGUGUUGCAACAUGAGCAGUCUCGCUUCUCCUGUAGGUAAUGGUCGACCUCAUGGCCACCAAGUGAUAUUCGCUUUUAAUUAUUGACUAUAUCGUUAUCGUAAAGCUAGACGCUGCGCACACGGACCGCGGCCCGGGCUAGAGUCAGCACAGUUCGUGUGUUAUCGACUACACCCUCUCUAGUCCCUUAUUAUUUUAGUACAGUAUCGAUAAUCUAGUUGAUUUAGAAUCCAAUUUUUAUACACGUAAAAUUGUACUCUAUAAAUGUCAGUGGUAAUCGCUUGACGCAUAUAUCAAUGUAAAAACAAAUUAGUCGUAAGUAGGCAUAUUAGAAGUUAAUGGAGAUACGUAUAAAUUGGUAUUGUAUAUUAGCAGAAUGGGUAACGACAAAGUUUAAUUAUUAGUACUGACUUGUAAUAUGAUGUGGUUUGUGUUUGUAACAUCGUUCGCUACAUCGUGUGUAUUUCCUCAUAGUAUAUUAUAAAUUUAGUAAUACUGCGUGAUUAUAUGCUAGUUAUUUUUUGAAAUUAAUAAAAUGCUUUAAAAUAA